Molecule: messenger RNA, 4524 nt
Organism: Hydractinia symbiolongicarpus
Lineage: Eukaryota; Metazoa; Cnidaria; Hydrozoa; Anthoathecata; Hydractiniidae
Product: tripeptidyl-peptidase 2-like
Exons: 41
Coding region: 144-3902 (1252 amino acids)
Biological process (GO): proteolysis
Cellular component (GO): cytosol
Molecular function (GO): serine-type endopeptidase activity; tripeptidyl-peptidase activity
Source: RefSeq, a predicted model, not a curated record
GAAUCCUGCUAAAAAGAGCCAAACAGCAACAUCAAUCCUACUCUCAUCCUGGAUUCCCGCUUGAUAAUCUCUGAUACUACUCAAACUUCUCGAUCUUGCGCAUUGGAACCAACGCUUUAUGGGUUUCGCGGAUUCGGGAGAAAAUGGCGGAAACUAGUGCAAGUGUUUUAGAAGAUUUUCCGGCUCAUGCACUUCUUCCAAAGAGAGAAACUCAAGUAGAAAAUUUUUUAAAGAAAUAUCCAAACUACAAUGGUGAUGGAGUACUGAUCGCCAUAUUUGACUCUGGUGUUGAUCCAGGAGCGCAAGGUUUAACGGCUACACCAUCUGGUAAAAGAAAGAUAGUUGAUCUUAUUGAUUGUAGUGGUAGUGGUGACGUUGAUACUUCGACUGUUGUCACAGUAAAUGAAGAUGAUGGAUGUAUCAUUGGAAAGACAGGACGCAAGUUAAGAAUACCAACUUCGUGGACAAAUCCCAGUGGACAAUACCGUGUUGGUUUGAAGACUGCCUAUUCUUUGUUUCCUGAGUCAGCAGUAAAAAGAGUAAAGAAUGAAAAGAAGAAAGAUGAAUGGGAUCCUGUUCAUAAAGUUAAAGUUGCAGACGCAUCAAGAAGACUUUGUGAAUUUGAAGCAAAAUGUGCAACACCUACAUCUGAGAUCGAAAAGCUUGAACAUGAAAAUUUGAAAGCUACUGUAGAAGCUUUAAACACAAUCGACAAAAAGUAUAAAGAUCCUGGACCUGUUUUUGAUUGUGUUGUUUUUCAUGAUGGAGAGAUGUGGCGAGCCUGCAUUGACGUUACAGAAAAAGGCAAUCUUGACGAAUGUGAUGUUCUUGGGUCUUAUCGACUAACAGGACAGUAUGCAAGAUUUAGUAAAAAGGAUAUGGUAAACUACAGUGUAAAUGUUUAUGAAGAUGGAAAUGUUUUAUCCAUUGUGACAACUUCAAGUUCACAUGGUACCCAUGUUUCAUCAAUAGCUGCUGCAUAUUUUGAAUCUCAGCCUGAGUUAAAUGGGGUUGCACCUGGUGCUCAGAUUAUUUCCAUGCAAAUAGGUGAUAAUAGAAUAAAUGGUAUGGAGACAGGAACUGCAUUAAUAAGAGCUUUGAUUUGUGCAAUUGAGAACAAGGUUGAUGUUGUGAACAUGAGUUAUGGAGAAGCAGCCAAGUGGGCCAAUGAUGGGAGAGUAAUUGAAAUGAUGAAUAAGAUGGUUGAGGAACAUAAUAUCAUAUUUAUAUCCAGUGCUGGUAACAAUGGUCCUGCACUUUCCACCUGCAGCUCUCCAGGUUCGAUGACUGAAAAUGUGAUUGGGGUUGGUGCAUAUGUAUCUCCAGAUAUGAUGACUGCAGAGUACUCCAUGUUGGAGAAAAUGCCAGGCACACAAUACACCUGGUCUUCACGGGGACCAUGUGUUAAUGGCUCACUUGGUGUCUGUAUAUCUGCACCGGGUGGGGCAAUUACCUCAAUACCAAAGUGGACACUAGCAAAAAGUAUGUUAUGUAAUGGCACAUCUAUGUCAUCUCCAAAUGCAUGUGGUGGUGUAGCUGUGUUACUGUCAGCACUUAAAAAGGAAGGCAUUGAAUACUCUCCUAGAAGCAUUCGUCGAUGUCUUGAAAAUACAGCUCUAAAGGUUCAAGGACUGUCAGCAUUUACUAUUGGUCAGGGUCUCUUGCAGGUGGAAAAAUCUUUUGAAUUCAUGCAAGAGUUAGUUGUAGACCAUGUUGCUAAAUAUGUUUCCUUCAGGGUUCGGUGCAAUGGAAAAUCAGGGAUUUACAUCCGUGAGCCGUGCGAUCAUCUUCUGCCUGAGAAACACACUGUUUUUGUGAAACCAGAUUUUCACAAAGAUACUGAUAACGAUUUAAAAGCAGAUUUUAAUGUAGAUAUAUGUCUUGUAAGCACCUCAGCUUGGGUGACAUGUCCAUCACAUUUGAAUAUGACAAACACAGCUCGUUCAUUUCCGUUACUUAUUCAAAAAAGCGGGUUGAAGCCAGGAUGUUAUUAUGCUGAGGUUCAAGGUAUAGAUUUAGCUCACAAAACAUUAGGACCAGUUUUUAGAAUACCUAUCAGCGUCAUUAUACCAGAAAGAGUUGAAAGUAAGAAUGAAAUAAUCAAUAUUGGGAAAUUGGAUUUUAAACCUGGAGAUCGAAAACGUUUCUUUUAUUUCGUACCGCAAAGUGCUACCUGGGCUACGCUUAAAUUAAAGUCACUGGAAAAAGAAAAGGACAUUAGAUAUGUAGUACAUGCUGUUCAACUUGUGCCUGAUGCAGCAUUUGUGGAAAAUGAAUUUGAGAGAUAUAUUUCGUUAAAACCAAACUCGGGCAUCACAGAACUUACUUUCAAAGUGCAGGAGGGACACACUUUGGAAUUGUGUUUAGCAAGAUGGUGGACUAUACAAGGUGAUUCAGAAUUAGCUGCUGAACUCUGUUUCCAUGGUUUGCAACCAUUAAAUCGGGAAAUAUCCCUGACAUGUACACGAGGCUUUGCUAAAGUAGAUGUGGUGAAUAACUUGAUGAUUGAAAAACUUGAUCCUGUGGCUUCAUUAACGCAUCAUGUCAUACCAUUAGCACCUAAGGACAACUUGUUAAAACCUUUGGGAGUUAGGGAUUUGCUUCCAAACGGUGAACAAAUUUACAGUCUUGAAUUGACUUAUAAUUUUCAACUGCCAAAAGCCAGUGACGUCAAUGUAGUGAUUCCACAAUUUCAUGAUUUGUUAUAUGAGAACAAGUUUGAAUCUCAGUUUUGGAUGAUUUACGAUUCGAAUAAGUCCUUAUGUGGAGUUGGGGAUGCAUUUACUUUAAAAUACAAGUACGUAGCUAAACUUGAGAAAGGCGAUUAUGUGGUGAAAGUUCAAGUUCGACAUAGCGAUGUGGAAAGCUUAGAAAAAUUAAAAGAUCUUAUUAUCGAUAUACAUGUUUCGCUAACCACAUCCGUUGCGUUGGAUGUAUUUUUAAGUCGGAAGGAUUUGUUGGAUAAUAAGAAAAUACAACGCAAACCCGACGUAAAUCCAUCAUCUCGAAGUACAGUGUAUUUAUCAUUCCCUGCCGAAGACAAGUAUCCUAAAGGUGCAAAAACUGGACAAUUUUUGAUUGGUAAUAUAUCGUUUGCAUCAGCAUCAAGAACAUGUAUGAACUACCCGCUUCAACUGUCCAUCCCCCCGUUGAAGUCACCAGAUGUUAAAAAAGAACAGAAGGAAGCCAAAAAGAUUGAAGAAGAAUACGAGGAAGCUCACGAAGAAUUUAUUAAUACAUGGAUUGCUAAGCUUGAUGGCUCGCCAUUAAUUGAGGAAUUGUUAAAUAAAAUGAACGGCAACAUAAAGUCUCAAAAUUCAUACUUGAAUGCUCUAGACACUUCAAAGGAGCGUCUUUCAAAAUUACGUGAGAUUAUAUCAACUGCUGAUAAAAUUAUUGACCAGGUCGACCAAGAUAAAUUACUUUCAUAUCUUGCUAUGAAAAUUGAUCCUGAUACCGAAGCUGAGAAAAGAAAAUCUGAAAUGGAAAAACAAAAAGAAUAUCUGUUAAAUGCUUUGUAUAAAAAAGGUUUAGCAUUGGCUGAUGGUUUGCUUGAAAUAAACAAAAGAGAAAAUGCUGCAGGUGAUACUGAACAACAAGAAACAACUAAUGACGCUGCAUAUCAAGUGGAGGAUCUGACUGAAUGUUAUCGGAAUUUUCAGAAGUUUGUCGACGCAACUGAUUCGAAGAUGUUAAUGAUGACUGUUCGACAUGGUAUGGUACACAAACACUAUGGACGAGCGUUGAAAGCUUUGUUGAAAUACUUCGAAGAGAAUGGAACAACGAAAGCUUAUUAUGAUGUGUAUCUACAAUUGGUGGAGUCAUGUGGAUGUCAUCAUAUAGUUUCUUAUUUACGAAAUUGGAAUCUGUUGAAAUUUCCUGACACCUAUGAAUUAUUUUAGUCAUUUUUUGUAUCUGCGGUAGACCCCACGAAUUCUCCUUUUUUUAUAAACUGUCACUUUUUUUUUACUAUGUUUCAACUUUCGGUGUGUAAUUUAGUAAUUAAUUAAUGGAAUGGCGGCGUUUUACAGAGGCGGCGUUAUAUGAAAUAAGUAUUUAAACAAAAUAGCUGCGCCGUGUGCUCGGAUUUACUUAAAUAACGUCCAAGUGUUAAAAUACAGCAAUGGUAAGGUAGCAUCGCAAAAUUUGUUUAUUCAUGUAGACUUUGUGUAUGAACACAACAGAACGUGUAAAUAAAAUUGUACGAUCGGUUUUUAAUAUGAUAUGGAAAUGGUAAAUACGUUAUUACUAACUUCAGUUUUUCUGUGUGUUUAAACUUGUUCAUGAACCGGUUUAAUCGCGUUUAAUUUAUUAAAACUGGCCUCACGUUCGUUAAGAAAGCUUCCAACAUGAAUGAAUAUAUAUAAUUUUUAUGGAUAAAAAAGUUUACUAUUUGCCACCUAUAUUUCGUUUUAACAUUAUGAAGUUGCUUGUAUUAAAUUAGUUAUCGGCUUAUCUGUAAUUGAUUAUUUUUUACAUAAAAUCUCACUUGUAGCGAAAAUAAAUGUGUUUCCAUAUACUGUA